Molecule: messenger RNA, 1757 nt
Organism: Rhagoletis pomonella (apple maggot)
Lineage: Eukaryota; Metazoa; Arthropoda; Insecta; Diptera; Tephritidae
Exons: 3
Coding region: 674-1138 (154 amino acids)
Source: RefSeq, a predicted model, not a curated record
CAGCAAAGACAUGCUCCUGAAGCACUGUUCUAUUUACACUUUUCGAAACAGCUGACAGCUGUCAAAUAGCGCGCCUCGGUGGGUAAUUUGCGGCGAAUUCGCCUUGCUAGAGAGAGUGUAUUUCUUAACUAAAUUCGCCUUGCUAAAGCCGCUUACAAUUUGUCAUUCGGGUCUACUCUGCAAUGUCGGUGCUGUUCUUUUCUUGAAAAAUUAAUAAAUUUUACCAGGAAGAUAUUGGUGAAAGUACAUUUUUAAAGGAAUGUAGUAAAUCCAAAACAUUGCUAUCGUGUCGAUAAAAUAUACCCUGCACUAUAUUGUUGCUGUGGUGUUAAUUAUACUCAAGUAAAAGUCAACGCGUGGCUGAAAAUGGCUAUAUGGUUAUGUGCAUCUAGAUAUUAGUUUUAGCAACCUGUGAUUUUUCGAGUGGCACUUGGAUUAACUGGAGUCAAGGAAAAGUGCAAAAAAAGCAGUGCCUGUAACAUCAUAUUUCUUUUCUGGCGAAGAGACAAUCGCAAGGUGGACUAGUCCUUACAACAAAGAUACAUACCUAUCAAUAUUUGCAGCGUCACAAUGUGUGGAGAAGGAGCAGAGUAACAAGAACACCGGCUGAAGUCAUACUAAAAACGACCAAAAUAUUAGUCAUAAAAGCAAGAGUGAGCACAACAGCUUUAAAAUGCAUAAUACCUCGAGGAACCGUCAAAGCCAGCCUCCGUGCAAUACACAAAACCGAAGGAAAAUUUCCACAGUUGUUAGCAAUAGUAAAUCAAGUAGUGAGAUUUUCAAUAAUCCGCCGCUCUAUGCAACGUCUUCUUGGCUGCUGCCGCCAACAACUUCAAAUACAUUGGAAUACAGGCGUUUAUCGCAAGAAUCACCACAUGCAUCUAUACAUACAAACGCCGAAGCGGUGAAGAAAAUAGCUACGAGUACUUCAGCUCCCACAACAGAAGCAUGUGAUGCAUCUUCUACUUCUCCAUCGUUAUCAACCGUAGAUUCGUUUUUGUUACGUGGAUGGUCUCCAGUGCCGACAACCUCCACCGAUACCUCGCAUUGGUUUGCGAAAAUGAGUAGGCGCAACGUUAGUAGGAAACGUAAAAGACAAGUGUCUGUCAAUGCGACUCGAGAAACGAAGAGCUCAUGACCAAAAAACUCAUCAUACUUCAGAUGGAUUGAAAUUUUUUGUGGGCUUAGCUUGUUAAUAUAUAAAUCGAGAUCUGGAGGGCUGGCUGCUGAACAGCGGUCUUGAUUAUGCGUUUUUAGCGAUUAAAGAUGUCUAUGAAAACCGAUUACUCAACAUACUUCAGACAACUUGAAAUUUAGAUAGAAUUUUACUUACAGUGCAUAUAAAAUGAAUUCAAGGUUGCCUGUCAAUUCUGAUGCUCUUAAAGUACUGCCAGCCCAUGUUGAAAUUGCAUUGUUGCAACUGUAAAUAAAAAACAUACUUCAAAUUGGCUGUCCUGAAAAUAGAUGAAAUGUCUACAGCCAGCCCCUUCUGAUGGUCUUAAAGUACUGCCAGCCCAUGUUGAAAGUGCAUUGUUGCAACUAUAAGUUAACAUACUUCAGAUGGGCUAUCAAACAGCUCUCAAACACAGGGUCCUGUUUCGGAUUUCGCAAAGAGCCUUCUCUUAUUAUUCCUUGUGAGGAAUGCUUACAGAUCUUUUACUCAUCUGUUCAAAUAUUUUAUUACUUCGACUUUGGUUUUUAAAUUAUUGUUCUUAAUGACAUAACACAAUAAAUCACACAACUUUUGACACUUGAAA